CGGUGAAAUCAUUUUAUGGUAAAAGAGCUACCCUCUUUCUGUAAUUUCCUUCUCCUUCUUCGAAUCUCAUUUUCUUCUUCUUUCAUUGUGGACAACAAUCCGUUCACAAUUCCCCUCGUUCAUCCAAACCAUCAGGCAAUUCUGCCUUCUCUGUAUAUUUGCGCAACUGUUCAAAUGGAAGAGGGUGCCCCUGAUGUGAGGAGAUGGGAGGACCUGGACACUGAUGUAUUGGUGAAAAUCUUCAUGUCUUUUGAUAUCUCGGAGUUGACUUCAGGCAUUGCUCACGUUUGCAGUGCAUGGCGUUUGGCUUGCUGUGAUCCACUGCUCUGGAAAACUCUUGAUUUGUCAAUGUUGAGAUCAUAUUCCAUCCCAAUUCCAGAUAAGCCAUAUGUUUUUGUGGGUGAGUCUUCUGAUAAGACAUUGACACGUCUCUUGAAGAUUUCCUUGAAUCUCAGCCGGGGAGGCAUUAGAACCUUGGUUUUUCGCUUCAAUUUGUAUGUAAGCAACGGACAAUUGACUUAUACAGCUGAAAGGUGCCCCCAGCUCAGGCGACUUGUUAUGCCAGCUUGGAACAGAAUAAAGAAGGCUGGAAUUUGCGAGGCUAUUCGUGCAUGGAGAUAUCUUGAAUCCCUGACAAUGCCUAGCAUAGCAGACCCCUCUUAUCUUUUAAAGGAAAUAAAAGAUAACUGCAAGAACUUCUGUGAACUCAAGGUCAUGGGUCCGUUUGACGUUGUCUUUGCUUCUUCAUUAGUCAAGUUUCUUCCAAACUUGAAGGUUUUGAGCCUCAGAUGCACAAUGAUAUUUAAGGAUGCCCUGAUGCGUUUAUUAGAUGGCCUACCAAACCUGGAAGUCCUCAACAUAUCACAUAGCCUUAUUGUAGAAGCUCCACUGCUUCCAGCACCAGCACCCAGAAUAUUUAUUACAGAGCUUGAUAGAACUAUCCUUGAAAAGGCUGCUCGAUUACGUGAAUUCUUAACAUGCAUGGAGGACUCAUGCAUCAUGUGCCAGCGAACUCGAGCUGACGAAGGGCUUAUGAGGUGGUACAAGUACGAGGAAGGCCUAUGGAAAAUGGACGAGGCCAGGUCUCUUUCUCUUUGAUUAGGAUGCCACAGAGACUGUGAUAUAGCUGAUGUACCUCGUCUUAAGGUCGACAACUUCCAAGUACAUACCAAUGAUCUUUUCCCAUCGGAAAAGUAUCAUUGAUCUGUGUUAGAGCUAAAGUUUAUGUGAGAAGGAAGAAUACUGCCAGGUCAGCAAGGGCAGAGUCUACAAAGGUGACUAAUCAAUGAUUAACUGUUGCAAAGCCUCAAGAAAUGGAGCAAGUAGCAGAGAGCCAUUCCUCUAUAGUUAGUACAACAGUUCCCCAACUAAUACCAGAGAUUGCAGAGAAAUCAAGAAAUGAGGUGGAACCAAGAGAAGAGAAAAAGGACUGCAAAAGAAGAGUGGGUAUAUCAGCCUUCGGGAAGGAAGAGAAAGGCAAUAAAAAAUUAGAGAAUUGGUGAAAAAGGGAGAGAGCCAGCCUCUAGAUGGGUAGAAGUUAUUAGUUGUAAUUGCUGUAUUUUGUAUUAAUUUGCUGUAGUUGGGAUAUUUUGUUGGUUGCAUUUUGGGAACUAAGUGAAUGUAAAUAUAAACUCAUACAUGAAUCCAAUUGAAGUCCAAUCUAUGCAAUUUUAUAUUCCAAUA
This is a messenger RNA of Mangifera indica (mango), 1683 nucleotides long. RefSeq names its product F-box/LRR-repeat protein At3g48880. Lineage: Eukaryota; Viridiplantae; Streptophyta; Magnoliopsida; Sapindales; Anacardiaceae. Bases 16 to 1098 code for a protein of 360 amino acids. The record is from RefSeq and is a predicted model, not a curated record. The transcript has 4 exons. Gene Ontology annotation, molecular function: protein binding.